GAUCUGAAGCAGCAACAUGUGAACCAGAACCCUCCCUCAGUUUGACAGCAGCGGGAGAGACCAUGGAGAAAGCGCUGUGCAAUUAUCAGAAGAGCUAUGAGCUGUGCAGGCAGGAGCAUAACGAGUGCUGCGAGAGGGUGGUCAUCAAUGUGUCUGGCCUCCGCUUCGAGACUCAGGUCAAGACCCUCCGGCAGUUCCCAGAUACCCUCCUCGGGGACCCCCAGAGGCGAAUCCGCUAUUUCGACCCCCUCCGGAAUGAGUACUUCUUCGAUAGGAACCGCCCCAGCUUCGAUGCGAUUCUGUACUAUUACCAAUCCGGGGGCAGGUUGAAAAGACCCAACAGUGUCUCCCUGGAGGUCUUCAUGGAGGAACUCCGGUUCUACGAGUUGGGGGACGAGGCCAUGACUCGCUUCCGGGAGGACGAGGGUUUCAUCAAAGAGGAGGAGAAGCCAAUGCCUACUAAUGAGUUCCAGAGGCAGCUUUGGCUGCUCUUUGAAUACCCUGAAAGUUCACCCCCUGCCAAGGUGGUGGCCAUCAUCUCAGUGCUGGUCAUUCUGAUCUCCAUCGUGGUCUUCUGCUUGGAGACCCUGCCUGAAUUCAGGGACGAGCAGGACCCUACCUUGGCCAUUCACCCCCACCGGGGCAACAGCACCCACCCGGACGAAAUGGGCAACCCCUUCCACGACCCCUUCUUCGUGGUUGAGACCAUGUGCAUCUGCUGGUUCUCCUUUGAACUCUUCCUGAGAUUUAUCGUCUGCCCCAGCAAGCCAGGCUUCUUCAAGGACAUCAUGAACAUCAUCGAUUUUGUGGCCAUCAUCCCUUACUUUGUGGCGCUGGGCACCGAGUUUGCCAGGCAGCGCGGGGUGGCACAACCCGCCAUGUCUCUGGCCAUCCUCAGGGUCAUCCGUUUGGUCAGGGUCUUCCGGAUCUUCAAGCUGUCGCGGCACUCCAAAGGCCUGCAGAUCCUGGGCCAGACCCUGAAAGCCAGCAUGAGGGAGCUGGGCCUGCUUAUCUUCUUCCUCUUUAUUGGGGUCAUCCUGUUCUCCAGCGCUGUCUACUUCGCUGAAUCCGAGGACAAGGACACCACCUUCACCAGCAUCCCCGAGUCCUUCUGGUGGGCUGUUGUCACCAUGACCACUGUGGGCUACGGAGACAUGUACCCCAACACCCUCGGAGGCAAGAUUGUGGGAUCCCUCUGUGCCAUUGCUGGUGUGCUCACCAUCUCCUUGCCAGUGCCCGUGAUAGUCUCCAAUUUCAGUUACUUCUACCACAGGGAGAUCGAAAGCGAGGAACAAACCCACUAUUCACAUGUGACGACCUGCCCUUACCUGCCCCCGAGCCCCAAAACGCAGUCAGUGACGGGGAAAAGCCAGGAGGUGGAGGAUGAGCUUAUUGACAAUCUCUGUACGCCUCUACAGAACGACAUGUUGGAUGGUUUUUGUCCCACUGACAGUGGGAUUCCAGAGUCUACCAGCUCACCAAACAGGAAACCCAUGGUCACACAAGUUUGACUCUGUUUAUCCACCCCCAAAGUUUCUGAAGUUGCUUUAAACAUGAAUGCGAUCAAAAGAAAUGAAAAAAAAAUGGCAACACUUAAAAGCUCCACUUAACUCCAGGGUUUGUUUGGUUUACGUCCAA
This is a messenger RNA of Hemiscyllium ocellatum (epaulette shark), 1638 nucleotides long. Its product is annotated as potassium voltage-gated channel subfamily A member 2-like. Lineage: Eukaryota; Metazoa; Chordata; Chondrichthyes; Orectolobiformes; Hemiscylliidae. Gene Ontology annotation, cellular component: membrane; voltage-gated potassium channel complex. The transcript has a single exon. The record is from RefSeq and is a predicted model, not a curated record. Gene Ontology annotation, molecular function: delayed rectifier potassium channel activity; protein binding. The coding region runs from base 63 to 1511 and encodes 482 amino acids. Gene Ontology annotation, biological process: potassium ion transmembrane transport; protein homooligomerization.